Ilex paraguariensis (yerba mate) is the source of this 528-nucleotide messenger RNA. NCBI's taxonomy places the organism in Eukaryota, Viridiplantae, Streptophyta, Magnoliopsida, Aquifoliales, Aquifoliaceae. The record is from the annotation of a GenBank genome assembly.
AUGGCCUUGAGCAUUUGUAGGAGAAGUUUUUAUGAAUACGAGUUGCCAAGAGAGGCUAGCACUUAUGUCCAAAAUCCCAUCAUCAUCGGGACUAAUGAAGAAGUUUUCGAUAACUCUGACACAGUUGAAAACUUGGCCAUUCCAAAAUUGGUUUUAAAGGAAAAGAUUCUAUACCCUAGUAGCUCAUCCCAUGAUCAGAGGGUGCCCUCGAUUCAAAUUUCCAAGAACGGUUUGCUCAACAGGAAGAGACCAAAACCUGUGGAAGAUGAAAGGCCACCACAGGAUUACUUGAUUAAUGGCAACAACACAUGUAGGACCUUGAAAACGGAUGAUGAUUUGUGCUCCACUGCUGAAUCCUCUUCAGCUAAGAGGCAGAUUACCUGCAGCAGAAACUCGUUUUCUGUUCCCAAUCCUGAUCUUUAUUGUCAACCGGCAAGCCUUCUAAGGAUUGUGAAUCGUCAGAACUCCAGCAGUCAUUGCAAGAGGAGGUUAACAUGGAAAAUAACUCAAGCCGAAAUGGUACGUUGA